AGUCCAAAUUAAUUGUACGUACGUAACUUACAAUAACAAUGGAGAUGAUCAGAUAACGACGUCCUUCCUUAACUAUGUACGUACUCCAUCAAUGCAUGCUCAGGGCCCUCCCGUUGCUUAUACCCCAACACCCCGCCGGCGAAACCUCGCCGGAAAUCGCUUCUUCAAUGAUAAUCCCGUUUUCAAUUGAACAGCCGGAGCCGGAAGACGAUACCUGCCUCCUCCUCCGGCCCCUGGAGCUCGAAGGCGGUGUAGAAAUCGUCGCCGCCGCUGCUGAGAACCAAGAGCGCGUGGAAGAUGAAGAAGAAGAAGAAUAAGACGGUGAUGCGGCGGCAGCGGCCGGUGGUGAUGAUUGGCGUCCUCGUCCGCCUCCCUUCUUGAGACCCUUGAGCUUCACGAGCAAAGCUCGAAGCAAACUACUCCUCUUCUUCACCUGCAGAUGCCUGCCGGUGAAGAAAGAUGGCGGCGGCGUGAGAGAAGGUCGUAGGACAUUUUCGCCCCCGCCACUGGCGAAUCUAUGUUUGGGAGUCCCGGGCUGAGACUCCCAGACAAAGGGAACAGAAACGUCGUCGUCGGCGUAGUAAACUCUGAAAGAGUGG
Molecule: messenger RNA, 599 nt
Organism: Cuscuta campestris
Lineage: Eukaryota; Viridiplantae; Streptophyta; Magnoliopsida; Solanales; Convolvulaceae
Source: the annotation of a GenBank genome assembly